Messenger RNA from Silurus meridionalis, 856 nucleotides. It is a transcript of the gene sh3bgrl2, whose product is annotated as SH3 domain binding glutamate-rich protein like 2. Gene Ontology annotation, cellular component: cytoplasm. The coding region runs from base 104 to 439 and encodes 111 amino acids. The record is from RefSeq and is a predicted model, not a curated record. The transcript is spliced from 4 exons. Lineage: Eukaryota; Metazoa; Chordata; Actinopteri; Siluriformes; Siluridae.
CCUUGCAAAAAGCCCAGAGCGCGCGCGCACACACACACACACACACACACACACACAGAGCACGAGCCGGAGUACAUGUGAGCGCACGGAGCGAGGUAUUAGGAUGGUGAUUAGGGUGUUUGUCGCCUCCUCGUCCGGCUCCCUGGCGGUCAAAAAGCACCAGCAGGAGAUUGUCGGCUUCCUGGAAGCGAACCGGAUCAGUUUUGAGGAGGUGGACAUUACGAUGCUGGAGGACCAAAGACUGUGGAUGUACAAGAACAUUCCGGAAGAGAAGCGACCCGAGAAGGGUAACCCGCCCCCCCCUCAGAUCUUUAAUGGAACGGUCUACUGCGGGGAUUAUGAAGACUUCUUCCUGUCUAAAGAAGCCAACACAGUGUUUUCCUUUCUUGGCCUUAGCUCUCAAGCCUCAGGGAAGGAUGCUGCGUCUGAGACUCCGUGAGCUGCCGAGCUUCUGUGGAGUUUUGCGAUCGUUCUCUCCAUCAUGAGAGGAUGAAGCCGUCACUGCCAGCUAUGCAUCUGCCAAAUACGCGAACGUCCUCACCGUCAAAGACUUCAGCAUACACGGAUACACACAUUUAGACCAAUGAGACGGUGAUCCCGAUUAGUCCAAUGUUUUUGCAUGAUAUGUCUUAUAUAGCAAUCGCACUGACGCAGUCUUCGUAAUGCGUGUAUGUAUCACUGUGAGUUUUUAAAAACAAAUCGAUGACAAUCACUGUAUGACGUUUGUAACCACAUGCCUAUACCGUGUGUCAGAUUGUAUUGUUUUGUAUGUUUUAUGGGUUCUGUACAUCUGAGGGUGAUUUUGGUGCAAAAAUUUGACUUUAUUAACUCCAGAAAUUAGACUAAAAAAAAACCA